AUGACAGUCAUAAAUGAAACUAUAGUAACUGAAUUUAUUCUUUUGGGGUUUACCGGUGUUAAACAUAUAAAGCUACUUUUGUUUGCCAUAUUCUUAUUUAUUUAUAUUGUGACAGUCACUGGAAAUAUUGUAAUUGUCGCCAUUGUAUACGUAGAUAAUCAUCUGCACACACCCAUGUAUUUCUUCCUAAGUAACUUAUCAUGUUUAGAAAUGUUGUACACAUCUAAUAUUAUCCCCAAAAUGUUAUUUAACAUCAUAACGGAAAAUCCAACUGUGCCAUUUACAGGAUGCAUUGUUCAGUUGUAUUUCUUUGGUUCCCUGGGGUCUACUGAAUGCUUUCUUUUGGGGGCUAUGGCCUAUGACAGAUAUGUUGCUAUCUGCAAACCAUUGCACUAUUCAUUACUGAUGACCACUAGGACAAGUGUAUUGAUGUCAUUAAGUUCAUGGUCUGCAGGAUUUAUUGCUACUUUUGGGGCAAUUGUAUUAGUAUCUCAGUUGCAUUUCUGUGGGCCUAAUCAAAUUAAACAUUUUUUUUGUGACCUUCAGCCAGUUUUGAAAUUAUCCUGCAAAAAUGCACACGCUAUGGAAACUGUGUCUUGGAUAUUAGCUUCCACUAUUCUUCUAGGCUCCUGUCUCCUUACACUAGCAUCUUAUGUGAGGAUCAUACUAACUAUGGUACAAAUUCCCUCUUCUAAAGGUCGACAAAAAGCGUUCUCUACCUGUACUGCCCAUCUUACAGUAGUUAUCAUCUUUUAUGGUGCCAUGAUUUCCAUGUACGUCAGUCCAAAUACAGUGGGAAAUGAAGAGAUUAAUAAAGUCUUAUCUUUACUUUAUACAGUUAUAACCCCUUUUAUGAAUCCCUUCAUUUAUACACUGAGGAAUCAGGAUGUGAAACAAGCACUCCAUAAAGCAAUUAAAACAUGUAACUGUAACUAA
Bufo bufo (common toad) is the source of this 936-nucleotide messenger RNA. Its product is annotated as olfactory receptor 6F1-like. Gene Ontology annotation, biological process: G protein-coupled receptor signaling pathway. Bases 1 to 936 code for a protein of 311 amino acids. The record is from RefSeq and is a predicted model, not a curated record. The transcript has a single exon. Gene Ontology annotation, cellular component: membrane. Gene Ontology annotation, molecular function: olfactory receptor activity; G protein-coupled receptor activity. NCBI's taxonomy places the organism in Eukaryota, Metazoa, Chordata, Amphibia, Anura, Bufonidae.